AUGGCGCCAGCAGCAGCAGGUCAUCAUCUGCUGGUGCUGCUGCAACGGUUAAAAGUAGGGAUUACUUUUUGCCUCAAGUUUUGUUCUGAGGAACCCCAUGUCAAUACAUUUCAGGGUUUCCCUGGACCCCCAGGCAUUACUGGACAAAAAGGCAACCAAGGAUUUCCAGGACCAGAAGGAAUCCUGGGCCCCAAAGGUUCCAAGGGUGAACCUGGACCACAGGGAUCAAGAGGAGACAAAGGAGAUAGAGGGAAAAUGGGGAUGCCAGGAUACCCUGGAACCCCUGGCAUACCGGGUUAUCAAGGACCCCCAGGACCCAUUGGGUUCCCUGGAAUGGAUGGUUGCAAUGGAACUGAUGGACUGCCUGGGUUUUCUGGGACAGUUGGCAACCCGGGUUUACCAGGGUUCCCUGGUCCCCCUGGCUUCAAAGGCCUAAAAGGAGAACCUGCAUACUGUGGAGGUGGGGACAAGGGCCAGAAGGGUGAGCCUGGCAGGGAUGGGUCCCAAGGUGCCCCUGGUGGCCCAGGUCCCCCAGGGCAACAAGGGGGCAAAGGUGACAUUGGCACUUUUGGCCCUAAGGGUUACCCAGGACUGACAGGAGUGAAAGGCGAGAAAGGGGCCAUGGGGGUUGGGUAUGAAGGCAAAAAAGGAGAGAAGGGGAGUCAAGGACCCCCGGGCCCCCAGUGCCCCCUGGAAUUCGUUGAGAACAAGGGCAUAGUUGUUGGGCCACUUGGACAAGCCGGCGACAAGGGAGACAAGGGUGAAAGGGGACCUGCAGGACCCAAGGGCUUCGCAGGGGUCUCAGGGAUCCCAGGGAAACCCGGCGACUUUGGCAUGAAGGGUGAGAAGGGGUUGCCUGGACCUCCGGGCCUCAGGGGAAAAGACGGUUGGCCCGGGCCAAUUGGGCCACCAGGAUUCAAAGGAGACCGAGGCAAUGACGGGAUUGAUGGCCUGCCUGGGCCACAGGGUGUGAAGGGCGACGGUGGACUCGGAGGGAUCCCGGGGGCACCGGGUUUACCAGGGCCACGUGGGCCACCUGGGGGAGGCCCUGGAGGACCGGGUCCACCAGGACCCCAGGGACCACGUGGAUACCCAGGGGUGCCCGGACCAAAGGGGUUGGAUGGCCGGCCAGGGACAGUUGGGGACCGUGGCCUUCCUGGCCCACCGGGUGGCCCAGGAUUGAUGGGCGUGCCUGGCAGGGACGGGGAGCCCGGCGAAAAAGGACUCAAGGGCGAACUUGGGCCUCAAGGUUACAUUGGGUCUCCUGGCCCGAGGGGAUUUCCUGGAGACACCGGGCCACCUGGCCCAAUGGGGCCCAAGGGAGACGAUGGAAACUCAAUUCCAGGAUCCCCGGGUGCAGACGGGUACCCCGGCAGAGACGGCAAAGAUGGAACCCCGGGCGAGAAGGGCGAGAAGGGAGUGCGUGGCCCACCUGGAAACUCGACGGACGGGAUACCUGGCCCACCGGGUCCUCCUGGCCCAUCCGGGGAACGCGGGUUCCCGGGCGUGGCUGGCAGACCCGGACUUCCGGGAUUGGCCGGCAUCAAGGGAGACCAAGGCUACUGCAGGUCCUGCAGACCGGGUUUGCCCGGCCAGAAGGGCGAACGAGGAUUGGACGGGCUGUCUGGCCCACAGGGGCCACGAGGCGAAAAGGGAGAAGCCGGGGCCAACGGGAUCCCCGGGGAUUACGGCCCCAAUGGGCCCCCGGGCAGGCCAGGCAAAGAGGGUGCAGCGGGGUUGUCGGGUGUGAAGGGAGACAAGGGUGUCAAGGGUGAACCCACUUUGGCCCCACCUGGACUGCGUGGCCCUCCAGGUGACAAAGGAGACAAAGGCACAGAUGGGCCUCCGGGCCCCACUGGGCCACCUGGCCAACCCGGCCUCACGGGUCUCCCCGGCAGACCCGGGCUGCUGGGUCUCAAAGGAGACAAAGGCCACAGAGGGAUCCCUGGAGAAACGGGUUUGACAGGUGGGCCAGGGUUGGCGGGCAGGCCUGGAGACCCAGGCAUCAACAUCCCUGGUGACAAGGGCGACAGAGGCAGAGACGGGCCAGUGGGUGACGACGGGUACUCUGGCCCCAAGGGACAAAAGGGAGAACCCGCCAAGUUGGACCUACUUCCUCAACAGCUGACGGACAUCAAGGGAAAGAAGGGCGAGAAAGGAGCAGAAGGCCCGAUUGGGCCAGAAGGUCCGAAGGGCUACAAGGGGGAUGCUGGCCUACGUGGCCUUCCUGGAUCUCCAGGUGGCAGAGGAGAGCCAGGACUUCCUGGCCCACCAGGCAGACGAGGACUAGCAGGUGACAGAGGAGAAAAGGGCAUGACGGGUCCAAUGGGUUUCCCUGGUGACCCCGGGGAAGCAGGAAGGCCAGGAACCCCGGGAUUAUCAGGACUGAAAGGGAGAUGCGGGGAUCCCGGGAGUUGGCCUUCCUGGCCCGAUGGGCCCCAAGGGCAACGCAGGAGAGAAAGGGAUCCCGGGCUUUCCCGGGAAACCUGGACAAGCCGGGUCUUCGUCCAAGGAAUGAAGGGAGAUGCGGGGAUCCCGGGAGUUGGCCUUCCUGGCCCGAUGGGCCCCAAGGGCAACGCAGGAGAGAAAGGGAUCCCGGGCUUUCCCGGGAAACCUGGACAAGCCGGGAUCCCUGGACUCACGGGGUUGCCUGGUGAGAAGGGCACCAAGGGAGAUGCUGGACUGGAUGGCCUGAGUGGCCCGAAGGGAGACCGAGGCAACCCUGGCCCACUGGGCCCACUUGGUAUUCAGGGCCCAGCUGGACUCAGGGGUCUGGAGGGGCCAAAGGGGGCUGUGGGCCCACCAGGGGACACGGGACCCCCGGGACUGGAGGGGCUGCCCGGGGACAAGGGAGAACCCGGACUGUCUGGACUCACUGGGCCCAAGGGUUAUCCUGGGAUCCCUGGAAAACCUGGGAUCCCUGGUCAGCCCGGAAUGGAUGGCUUGCCAGGAGACAAAGGAGACAUGGGUUUCAGAGGCAUGGAUGGCUUCCCAGGGCCAGCUGGCCUAAAGGGAGACCCCGGUCUGGAUGGGGCACCCGGACAAAAGGGCUCUCCUGGCAUUCCAGGAAGGCCAGGUACAAAUGGAGCCCCAGGUUUGCCAGGUCUCAAGGGUGGCACAGGACCCAUGGGGCUCAAGGUACAGCAGUAG
Messenger RNA from Notodromas monacha, 3150 nucleotides. NCBI's taxonomy places the organism in Eukaryota, Metazoa, Arthropoda, Ostracoda, Podocopida, Cyprididae. The record is from the annotation of a GenBank genome assembly.